GUUCAGGACAGGAACCGCAUCAAAAAUUGAAGCGUGGAGCAACCGGCGCUAAACCAUAACGGGAAAUGCGGCGCCGCUCCGAUUUUUUAUCUGGACUUCCGCUUCUCCCCCAACGUCACUCCUUGGAUAUCCCUCCUGCUGUGUCCUACGACCCUCACUCCAUCUACUUCUGAAUUAGUCGCUCGACUGUUUCAAGAUGUCUACCAUUGCUAUCGGUCUUGGUGUCGCUACUGCGGCCUUCCUGGGUCGCGCCGGUCUUGUUGCCUACCGUCGCUCCAAGGGAGGUGUGAACGCCAUGGGCAAGGCCUUCUACAAGGGUGGUUUCGAGCAGCGCAUGACUCGCCGUGAGGCCGCCUUGAUUCUCGAGCUUCCGGAGCGUACCCUGAACAAGGACAAGGUCCGCAAGAAGCACCGUCAGCUCAUGCUGCUCAACCACCCCGAUCGUGGAGGCAGCCCGUACCUGGCGACUAAGAUCAACGAGGCCAAGGAGUUCCUCGACAAACACACUUAAGGCUCUUCCUACUCGGAUGCUCAGCUGACGACAGUUCGGGGCGUUUGUGGUGUGGGAGAGGAAACACGAACAUGCACGGGAUACUUUAGGUAUCUUCUAUUGUACAAGAGAGAUUAUAUUUAGGGUGUGCAUAGCGAGGCGUUGGUGGGAUUCCUUUUUCCGAAGAUGAAAGAUAUGUCUUCGUGCUCCUUGCGUGGGGCUUUGUAUUAUUGUCUACUAUAUCCUGAUGAGAUCGCCACUCUUGAAUAUAUAACUAUCCGUUUGGAUUUCGUUUGUCACUAUACCUUCUGCUUUCUCUCUGUUUCAAGGGCCUACUGAUGGGCCUGUGGCGUAAGUCGGGAGCAUGCGUGUCUGGCAGAUAAUGGUUUCCAGUCGCUGCCUUUGAUCUUGUAUCAGUCUCUUGGCACUUGCUUCAUGAUUGUAUGGCACUCGAUGUGUAGAGCCGUCACAGCUCCUCAUUUGAUCAGGUGCAUGCAGACAGUGAUUG
Molecule: messenger RNA, 998 nt
Organism: Aspergillus welwitschiae
Lineage: Eukaryota; Fungi; Ascomycota; Eurotiomycetes; Eurotiales; Aspergillaceae
Gene: pam18
Product: putative mitochondrial DnaJ chaperone (Tim14)
Exons: 4
Coding region: 197-511 (104 amino acids)
Biological process (GO): protein import into mitochondrial matrix
Cellular component (GO): PAM complex, Tim23 associated import motor
Molecular function (GO): ATPase activator activity
Source: RefSeq, a predicted model, not a curated record